Messenger RNA from Triplophysa rosa, 1237 nucleotides. It is a transcript of the gene samd13, whose product is annotated as sterile alpha motif domain containing 13. Bases 269 to 562 code for a protein of 97 amino acids. The record is from RefSeq and is a predicted model, not a curated record. NCBI's taxonomy places the organism in Eukaryota, Metazoa, Chordata, Actinopteri, Cypriniformes, Nemacheilidae. Gene Ontology annotation, molecular function: protein binding. The transcript has 5 exons.
GCGCCGCGCCUGCAUUUGUCGGAUUGUGCUGGAAAUAAAGCGUAAUAUUGUUCCAGUGUUCAGAAAUCAAUUACAUUUAAAGCAUCCGGAAAAAAACAUCCGUGUCAUUGGUAAGAAUAAGUGAAGAACUAUUCCGAGACUUGAAGGCUUGUGUAAAUCUGUAGAACAUGUGGCAGGUCGGCACAGCGGGAGAGUAACACAACAAGGGAAUGAUCAGGUCAUGAGGAUCUAAUGGAAUAGAGCUGUCUCGCCUCUCUGACAAGCAGUUAUGGAAACUAAGGAAAAUGGUUCGGUCGACACCAAAAGUUCUGUGGAGAACGGGCAGCUGUCAGAUCCAGCCCACUGGGCCGUAGCAGAUGUGGUCAAUUAUUUUAAAGCGACAGGAUUUGAGGAGCAAGCCAACGCUUUCCAAGAUCAGGAAAUCGACGGAAAAUCUCUCUUACUUAUGACUCGCAAUGACGUUCUGACCGGACUGUCUAUAAAACUGGGUCCUGCACUGAAGAUAUACGAGUAUCACGUGAAGCCUCUCCAAACUCAACACUUAAAAACCAACGUGUCAUAGCUGCUGCAACAUGCCACGUCGACGCAUAGAAGACAAUCACAGCAGGAGAACGCAGGGUAACUGCAGGCAGAACCAAUACAUCUUAUGCAUCUUAAUAAAUAAAUGAUAAAAAAAUGAAUUAAUUCAUGGUGAAUUGCUUUUAGGGUGUCAUUCUGCUGUACAUGCACAUUUACCAUUUGUCUCAUCGAUGUUUACCCCCUUUAAAAAUCUUUUGGUCGUGGUUGUACAUAAAUCCUUAUUGCUUUUAACAUAAAAUGCUUGCUUUAAAAACAAUGAUCACCAAUUUAAAACGCUUUCCUGAAGAUGUUUCUGUGUUAAGCAUGAAGUACGUUUGAACAGAACUGAGAUGGAAAGAAUGUGGUGCUUUUAUUGGUUUGUUGUUCAUUUUUCCACUAUUUUUCCCCAACUUUGUGUAAUAAAGUAACAGCACAAAUGAUGCGAUGUCAGAAAGUGAUGGCUUGGUGCAUGCCAGGUUUGUUUGCAGGGGUCCAGUCACAGCGAUUGUGCCCCGUGCUGCUAUUAAUUCUGUUUAUUUAUUCAAUUCUGUACCUAAAAAUGUGACGGACAGGCAGCACAACACUGUAAUUCUGUGAUGAGUUUGUGAAACAGGGUGCUUUAAAAAGGCUGAAGUGUGUAACACGGACGUGUAGCUUGCAAUAAAUGGUGCUUUACCGA